CCCGCCCCCUCUUGGGGAGCUUCUCCUGCGGCUGGCGCGCAGUCAGUGUCGUUUGUUCCAUUUAACAACUUCAGCCGCCCGAAAGGGAGGAAAAAAGGGAAGGAAGGAAAAGAGAGCGAGCGAGAGUGUCCCUCUGUGCGUGUUGUUGUUUUUCCUCUCUCUCUCUCUCUCCUCCUCCUCCUCGUUUGGGAACGAACGACUGGGAAAAGGUCUGCCCUUGGUGGGAGGAGAAGGAGGAGGAGGAAGAGGAGGGGAGGAGGACGGAGCCCAGGGAGAAGCAGCCGAGCUGGGGGGUCCCCCGGCGAAAGUGGUGGCGGGGGAGGCGGCUGCGGUGCGCGCGCGUGUGUGGCGAGGGAGGGGGGCGGCACCCCCGUUCACUAAAGCAGCGGCGGGGGUGUGUGUGGGGGGGGGGGGGCUGAGAGAGAGAGAGAAAGGGACGGGAGAGGGAGGGAGAGGCGUCCCCACCCCCCUCAUUACCCGCUCGGGGUGUCAAUUUGCAGCCGGAGCUCCUCCCCCCGCCCCGGCCCCUUGCUCGCAUUCUCGACCCUCCCCGGGUGGGCUAGGCAGGGGACCCCGCCGGCCGCCGCCGGAGCCUUCCUCGCGCGCCUCGGGGGUGCCGCCGCCUCCUCCUCCUCAGCAUUAUCAUCAUCAUCAUCAUCGCCGUCCUUCUUCUUCUUCUUCUUCUCCUUCUUUUCCCGCCUCUCCUCCUGGAGCAGCCGCCGCCGCAGCGCCUUCCCCGCGGCGCCUCCCCCUCCAGAGUGUCAAAACUUUGUUCGGGCGGCGGCAGGACGGGGCUGAGGCAGGCGGGGUGCGGGGAGCGGCCCCCCGCCGCACCGGGACCCCGCCGCACCAUGCCGCAGCUGCAGCCGGCCGGCGCGGGGGGCGGCGGCGGCGGCGGGGCCGGCGGCGGCGGCGACGACCUGGGCGCCCCGGACGAGCUCAUCCCCUUCCAGGACGAGGGCGACGAGCAGGACAAGAGCGCCGGGGGGCGCGGCUCGGCGCACGGCGACUUGGACGAGCUCAAGUCGUCGCUGGUCCACGAGUCCGAGAACCGCAGCGGCGGCGGCGGCAGCGCCUCCGGCUCCGACUCGGAGGCGGAGAGGCCGUCGCAGCAGCCCCGGGAAAGUUUCCAGAAGCCGCGGGACUCCCCCGCCGAAGUAAUCAGAAGACAGCAGGAUGGAAGUUUUUUUAAAGGAACUCCCUAUCCAAGUUAUCCUUUCUUGAUGAUACCAGAACUGGGAAGCCCAUACCUACCGAAUGGAGCUUUGUCCCCAACUGGUGCUCGCACAUACUUGCAGGUGAAGUGGCCACUGCUUGAUGUACCAUCUGGAGCGACACUGAAGGAUGCAAGGUCCCCCUCUCCUGCUCAUUUAUCAAACAAAGUUCCCGUGGUGCAACACCCACAUCAUAUGCACCCACUGACACCACUCAUCACCUACAGUAAUGACCACUUCUCACCCGGCUCGCCACCCUCCCACCUCUCACCAGAAAUUGACCCAAAGACAGGAAUUCCACGACCACCUCACCCUUCAGAGCUGUCCCCUUAUUACCCAUUGUCUCCUGGUGCCAUUGGCCAAAUUCCUCAUCCCUUGGGAUGGCUCGUACCACAGCAAGGACAACCUGUGUAUUCCAUUCCCCCAGGUGGGUUCAGACAUCCAUACCCAGCCUUGGCUAUGAAUGCUUCAAUGUCCAGCUUGAUGUCUAGCAGGUUUUCUCCUCACAUGGUUCCUCCUCCUGCUCAUGGACUUCACCCCUCAGGAAUUCCACACCCCACCAUUGUCUCACCCAUUGUUAAACAGGAGCCGACACAGCCCAGCCUGAGUCCUGAAGGGAGCUCAAAAACUCCUGUCAUCGUCAAGAAGGAGGAGGAGAAGAAGCCCCAUAUAAAGAAACCGCUGAAUGCGUUCAUGUUGUACAUGAAGGAGAUGCGGGCCAAGGUGGUGGCGGAGUGUACACUCAAAGAGAGUGCGGCUAUCAACCAGAUCCUAGGAAGAAGGUGGCAUUCAUUGUCCCGUGAGGAGCAAGCCAAGUACUAUGAACUAGCCCGGAAAGAACGACAGCUUCAUUCUCAGCUCUACCCUACCUGGUCUGCACGAGAUAACUAUGGUAAGAAAAAGAAGAGAAAACGAGAGAAACAACCUCAGCAACAAAUCCAGGAAACAGGGAAUUUGAUGACCUCAAAGAGUAAAAAGCCCUGUGUGGCCUACCUGCCAGCUGAGAAAUCCUGUGACAGCCCCGCGUCCUCUCAUGGCAGCAUGUUGGAUUCUCCAGCCACACCCUCCACCGCCUUGGCCUCUCCCGCAGCUCCUGCUGCUACCCAUUCGGAACAGGCUCAGCCCCUGUCUCUGACCACCAAGCCUGAAGCCAGGGCCCAGCUUUCUCUGCACUCGGCUUCUUUCUUGUCAAGCAAAGCUGCCUCCACUUCCUCCAGCUUAACCAGCCAGUCCUCACUCCUCUCCAGACCUCUCCCAUUCACCUCCAUGCCUCCCGCAGCUCUCCUGACCACGCCUUCCUUUGCAGCCAUCCCUUCUCCUCAGGCUGCUUUGGCUGUGUUGCAGGCCCAGCCGCUCUCCUUGGUAACCAAAUCGGCUGAAUGAGGAAGACGCCCAGCCUGCCUCCCUGCUGAAGCCACAAUUGAGAUUACAAAGCAGACAAGCCAUUUAUUGGUCAAUAUUUGACCCUUUCUGAACUCUUCCAUAAGGUGACUCUUGAGGAAGAAGGUGCUCUACUCUCAGAGUUGUUUUCAGUAGUCUGUCUAAAGACCAUUUUUAAUUUUUUUUAAAAAGCAAAAAAAUAAAAUAAAAAAAUCCCACAAAAUUUUUUUACAAAACCCUGAACAAAGUGAAAACGAAAGAAGGCAAGCCAAAUCUUUUGUUGUUAUCAGUGCCCCCUGGGGUAUGUGGACUUGUACAGAUGGAUCAUCUCUCAAUGAUGUUUGCAUGUUUUGUUAUAUUGCUAACUUUUGCUAUUCCCCAUCCCCCUGGCCAGGCAGCGUUUUGAUUUAUGCUACUUACUCCAGCCAAGCCUGCAGUUCUAUCAUUUUGGAAAAGCUUUCCGAAGUUACCAGAAGACACAAUGCCACAGAAAUAUAGUGCCUCACUGAUUCAGAUCUGCCAAGCCCUGGGGAAGCCAAGAUACUUUUCCUGUACUCUGAACAACCAGGAACAUGGCAGGACAAUCCUUCCUGUUUCCUCACAGAAGUAUUUUUGGGUAGCAGGAAGUAUGGGGAAAGGCUUUGGGGAAUCACCUGUUAUUUUAACGAAGGAAAAUAAAUCUGCAUCUUAACUUCC
Messenger RNA from Hemicordylus capensis (graceful crag lizard), 3290 nucleotides. It is a transcript of the gene TCF7L1, whose product is annotated as transcription factor 7 like 1. Gene Ontology annotation, molecular function: DNA-binding transcription factor activity, RNA polymerase II-specific; RNA polymerase II cis-regulatory region sequence-specific DNA binding. NCBI's taxonomy places the organism in Eukaryota, Metazoa, Chordata, Lepidosauria, Squamata, Cordylidae. Gene Ontology annotation, biological process: regulation of transcription by RNA polymerase II; canonical Wnt signaling pathway. The record is from RefSeq and is a predicted model, not a curated record. Gene Ontology annotation, cellular component: beta-catenin-TCF complex. The transcript has 12 exons. Bases 852 to 2597 code for a protein of 581 amino acids.